Fibroporia radiculosa is the source of this 1527-nucleotide messenger RNA. RefSeq lists its product as uncharacterized. Gene Ontology annotation, molecular function: NADP binding; flavin adenine dinucleotide binding; N,N-dimethylaniline monooxygenase activity. The coding region runs from base 1 to 1527 and encodes 508 amino acids. The record is from RefSeq and is a predicted model, not a curated record. The transcript is spliced from 14 exons. Lineage: Eukaryota; Fungi; Basidiomycota; Agaricomycetes; Polyporales; Fibroporiaceae.
AUGGCUCUUCCUGGUCGCCAAAGAACGGACGGGUCGCGAGUGGUCGUUGUAGGAGCGGGGAUCGGCGGCGUCUCCUUUGCUAUCGCGCUGAAAAGACAGUUGGGUUUUCAAGGUUUCACCAUCUACGAGCAAGCCACCGAUAUUGGUGGGACCUGGCGAGACAACACCUAUCCCGGAAGUGGAUGCGACACACCUGCACACUGGUACAGUCUCUCAACAGACUUGAAUCCUUACUGGAGUACCACCGUCCCCCCUCAGCACGAAGUCUGGGCCUACUGGAAAGCUCUUGCGACAAAAUAUGACUUGUACGAGCACACAACCUUUCAUACGAAGGUCAUAUCUGCAGCCUGGGAUACCGCACAGCAAAACUAUUGCAUCGUUCUCGAGGACGUAAAGACGGGCGAGCGGAGGGAUACGCGCGCCUCGGUAGUCAUCUCCGCGCAAGGCUACUUGGUCGAGCGCCGGAUUCCCGAAAACCUGCGCGAUGCAGGCUUGGAAAGGUUCGCUGGACCCGUGUUUCAUUCCGCAAAUUGGAAUCACGACAUACCACUGAGCGGUAAGAGAGUCGUCGUUAUCGGGAAUGGUGCCUCGGCUGCCCAGUUCAUUCCGCGUCUGAUAGCGGAUCAGAGCACGUAUGUCGUGAACUUCUGCCGCACGGCGAACUGGUUUCUUCCAAGUAUACGCGGAGAUUAUUCGACUUUGCAAAUUUGGGCCUUCGCCAACGUUCCAUUUGUGCUGCGCUUGUAUAGGAACUGGCUCGUACUAGUGAAUGGGUUGUUUCCGAUCAUGCGAAGGAAGUGGAGAGCUGUUUUCGGUGGUAGGGCGCCAGAACAGCACUUGAUAGAUUACAUUCAGCAAACCGCUCCAAGAAAAUACCACGACCAGCUCGUUCCUAGAUACCCGCUUGGAUGCCGCCGCCCCAUUCUCGACCCUGGUUACCUCGCAUGUCUGCACCAAAGUAACGUCGAGUUAAACUGGAAUGGUAUCAGCCGAAUCACGGAAAACGAAAUACACACGGACAAAGGCGAAACGAUUGCGGCCGAUGUAAUAAUCCUCAGUACCGGCUUCGUUACCGACCAAUACUCGGUCCAUAUCACAGGCAGUGACGGUCAAACCUUAAGCGACUAUUUCGCCGCAAACGGCGGCCCAACCGCCUAUCUUGGCGUCGGCGUCCCCGGAUUUCCCAACUUAUUCUUCGUCGGAGGCCCAAACACGGUCACCAGCAACGGCUCCGCCGUGUUUACGCACGAGAUCGCGAUCAACCAGAUCGUUCAGCUCCUCCGACCUGUCCUCUCACCGUCGCCGUCGAUAUUGUCCGUCGCGCCGAAACGGGCUGCGCAUGACGCGUACAACAAACGCCUCCAGGAGACGCUAUCCGCGACGAGCUGGGUGCGCUGCGCGUCGUGGUACCGCGCCGGGGCCGACGGGAACGGCAAGAACUUUGGCAUCUUUCCGUGGUCGGUGUGGGCGUUCUGGUGGUUGACAAGGCGAGUGGAUUGGGAGAAUUGGGAGUGUUUAAGCGUGUAA